AAGUCUGUCGUGUAGAUGAAAAGCGCAUGUCGCAAUUAAGAAUGUGACAAGUUCUCCAGGUAGUUUCAGAUGUCAAAUAAGCUAUUGCUUCAGCGUAGCGGUAUCAUAGGCGGUGUUAUUAUUUGAGCACCGCCCGGGGUCGUUUUAUUUUGGGCGGUCUCCUAGUGCUGGCGGCUCGCAGACUUAUCUCGCCAACAGGGGCUUCUAUGUAAACUGAGGCUAAACAAAUACAUAUGAACCUCUGAGUCCAGGCGCGUUUACUACAUUUGCUGGCAAUGCUGCAUGGCUCCAGAAGCCGCCGGGAGUCCAAGAGAACAACACGCAUCUGCUUAAGCUGUCUGGUCAGGAUUUUAACAUCUAACAUGGGCUUCAACACCGUCAGACAGCGUCUAGCUGUGCCUAGCUGAGUGAUUGCAGAAGAGAAGCGUUUCUUUGUGGAAUAGCCUGGUGAUAAUCAGCAAAGGUUUGCGUCUCUCUUGGAGUGGAACUACUGCAAUCAUUUGAAAUGAAGGAUCCACAUCUUGUGAAUGAUGGCAACUGGAAGACACUCAACGUAAAGGAAGUGUCUAUGAAUAAAAAGUUCAAGCGCAAAUCACGAGAGCCAGUAAAACGUGUUAGUGAGUUCAGAAGUUCUCAAGAUGACUCUAAAUUGGACGAAGACUCAAAUGAAGACUCAAUGGACAACACUUUUGUUUUAAACAGUCAAAAAAGGCUUCAAGCCAUUGCUUCUGUCGUCAGUGGAGAGCACAUUGGUCAAUUGGGGAUUUCGGACACGGCUCUUGAUAUGCGGAUAAAUGCAUUGCCUGCUAUCAGCGGUAAGGGUCCAUCACAACCCCAAUCAUUGUCUGAAACAGCUUCUUCUAAGGACACAAUUCAGGCGACAUUCGCUCAAGUGUCUGGCUUUGACAAUCAGCAGGUUUUUUCUCGUGAACAGAGCUUACAGUCUCGGGUUGUGCUGUGCCAACGCGCAGAGCGACCGCUAUCCUCAGCCUCACAGGCGUCUUACAUGAAUAACAACGAGCCGCCGGAAUCGCCGAGGAAACUGCUGGGAGAGGCGUCUGGCGUCGUCACUGAGAUCAAAGCAAUUCAGCAGACACGGAGAUUGCUGGCAAAUGCCAGAGAGAGGACCCGGGUGCAUACCAUAAGCGCAGCCUUUGAGGCGCUUAGAAAACAGGUGCCAUGCUACUCCUAUGGGCAGAAGCUCUCCAAGCUGGCUAUAUUAAGAAUCGCCUGCAACUACAUCCUGUCCCUGGCUCAACUUGCAGACCUGGACUACACCCCGGACCACAGCAACAUGAGCUUCAGGGAGUGUGUGGAGCAGUGCACCCGCACCCUGCAGGCCGAGGGACGCUCCAAGAAGAGGAAGGAAUGAAGAUGAAGAAGGAAUCUCUGGUGGCGUCUGAAGGAGCGUGGGGGAUUUAACCGUAGGAGACUGCAGAAGAAAGACUUUACUCAGCUCAACACUUGCAGUCACCUUCGUAACUUACUCCCUGAUAGAUCCUCUAUGCUGCCAUGGAGAUGAAUGUAGCAAGCACUUUGUCAAGUUAGAAGAUGUUCAUUAUCUUAAAUGGACAAUAGCAUCAUUUAUUGGUUGUACACCAUCCUGGGUUGCCCAUUACCAAGUGUUGGGAUUAAUCAAUUGAAGGCAUCUGAUGCUUUAGUUGCCAAAAGACUGUUUCUUCAAUUGCAGAAUGGACAUAAUUUGAGUAGCUAUCAGGGGCAAGCCAUGCCUCACACUCAAACCACAUACAAGAACUCAUAACCAUCAUGGAUUGGUUACAACAGAGAAUGGAAACUGCCUUAUAACCGAAUAUAUCAUAAUAGACAUACUAGACAGAUUUCUUUUUUUUUUUUUUUUUUUCUUUUUUCUGGGAAAAUUGAAGUUGCUUGGAUUGGAGUUUUCCUGUAAUCUGAUACUCUGACAAUCAAUUAAAUCUGCACAAUCAAAGUGAUGAAGGCAUAACAGACUUAAGAGGUAACAUUCUGCAAUGUGAAAAUAAUAAAAAUGGAUCAUUUGGUUUUACUAAUGUUAAGCAUUUAACAACGCUGAAUAAACAGUAUAUGUACAUUAAAAAAA
This is a messenger RNA of Sardina pilchardus (European sardine), 2077 nucleotides long. It is a transcript of the gene atoh8, whose product is annotated as atonal bHLH transcription factor 8. Gene Ontology annotation, cellular component: nucleus. The transcript has 3 exons. The record is from RefSeq and is a predicted model, not a curated record. Gene Ontology annotation, biological process: positive regulation of transcription by RNA polymerase II; sensory organ development; axon development. NCBI's taxonomy places the organism in Eukaryota, Metazoa, Chordata, Actinopteri, Clupeiformes, Clupeidae. Gene Ontology annotation, molecular function: DNA-binding transcription factor activity, RNA polymerase II-specific; protein dimerization activity; E-box binding. Bases 506 to 1372 code for a protein of 288 amino acids.